AUGGAGGGGAGCAGCAACAGUCCGGACAGGCAGUCGUCGGGCGGCAGCCCUGAGGAGCGCGGAAACGGUGGUAGCGGAGGCCGGGGCACCGGGGAGCCGGUGCGGUCGCGGUGGACGCCGAAGCCGGAGCAGAUACUGAUCCUCGAGUCCAUCUUCAACAGCGGCAUGGUCAACCCGCCCAAGGAUGAAACCGUCCGCAUCCGCAAGCUGCUCGAGCGCUUCGGCGCCGUCGGGGACGCCAACGUCUUCUACUGGUUCCAGAACCGCCGCUCCCGCUCGCGCCGCCGCCAGCGCCAGAUACAGGCCGCCGCCGCGGCGGCGGCGGCGGCAGCGGCCUCCUCCGCAGCUAGCGCCACCGUCGGCAGCCUUCCUUCUGGUGCUCUACAAUAUCCCUUGGCCAUGGGCGGGACCGCCUGCCAGUAUGAGCAGCAGGCGAGCUCCUCCUCGUCGUCGGGAAGCACUGGGGGCUCUCUUGGGCUGUUCGCACUCGGGGCCGGGGUGCCCGGCACCGGCGGUGGGUACUUCCAGGCGUCGUGUGGCGCUUCGUCGCCGCUGGCGACAGGGCUGAUGGGGGACGUGGACAGCAGCAGUGGCGGCAGCGACGAUCUCUUCGCCAUCUCCCGGCAGAUGGGGUUCGCGGCGAGCGGCCCCGUCGCCUCGGCCUCGGUGGCGCCGAGCACCACUACGGCACACCAGCAACAGUAUUACUCAUGCCAAUCGCCUGCAGCGACGAUCACGGUGUUCAUCAACGGAGUCCCAAUGGAGGUUCCCAGGGGUCCAAUAGACUUGCGAGCCAUGUUCGGCCAGGACGUGAUGCUCGUCCAUUCCACCGGGGCCCUCCUCCCAGUCAACGACUAUGGAAUUCUAACGCAGAGCUUGCAGAUGGGUGAAAGCUAUUUCUUGUUGUAUGUCUAUAUAUAUGUCGGCUGGUUGACCGUGCUUGGAAUGUCUGUCCUUAUGUAA
This is a messenger RNA of Miscanthus lutarioriparius, 963 nucleotides long. The record is from the annotation of a GenBank genome assembly. NCBI's taxonomy places the organism in Eukaryota, Viridiplantae, Streptophyta, Magnoliopsida, Poales, Poaceae.